ACGAUGUCCAUCUUCCUCGUGAACACCGUUAUAGAGGGAUGGAAAGGGGUGGACACCGUUACGUUAUGUCGGGGAUUAACACCACAUCAUAUACACAGCAUAUUCCUUGCAAGAAUAUUAUGGUGCCGGCCAAACCAACGACUUUCGGGCCUUAAGCUUUGUUUCUCUACCUACCCUAAGGUUACAUACAAUUAUAUACAGAAAAUCAUAAUAAUUCAGUUUUGGUGCCAUCCUGCUAUAUCACUGGACAAUGGAGUCUCCAUUUAAGGUGGAUAUACUGAAAGGUAAAGUAGCGUUGCUGACAGGAGGAGGAUCAGGAAUCGGGUUCGAGAUCUCAACGCAAUUCGGUAACCAUGGAGCCUCCGUCGCCAUCAUGGGCCGCAGGAAGAACGUCGUUGACCGCGCCAUAUCAGUACUCCAAUCUUUAGGAAUUCCGGCGGUGGGGUUUGAAGGUGAUGUAAGGAAACGGGAAGAUGCAAAAAGAGUAGUGAAGGAAACUGUGAAGCAUUUUGGAAAGCUUGACAUUCUUGUUAAUGCUGCUGCCGGCAAUUUUCUUGUGUCAGCUGAGGAUUUGUCUUCUAAUGGCUUUAAAACAGUGAUAGAUAUCGAUGCUGUUGGUACAUUUACAAUGUGUCACGAAGCACUUGAAUAUCUCAAGAAAGGUGGACCGGGAAGGAGCUCAUCUACAGGCGGAUUUAUAUUGAACAUCAGUGCCACUUUGCAUUACACGGCGUCUUGGUAUCAAAUCCACGUAUCUGCAGCCAAGGCAGCUGUUGAUGCCCUUACGAGAAAUUUGGCCUUGGAGUGGGGUACCGAUUAUGAUAUCAGAGUUAAUGGUAUUGCACCAGGUCCUAUAGAAGAUACUGCUGGAAUGAGUAAACUUGCACCCCACGCUAGAGAGAAAAUCUUUUUUUGA
Olea europaea var. sylvestris is the source of this 916-nucleotide messenger RNA. Its product is annotated as peroxisomal 2,4-dienoyl-CoA reductase-like. The record is from RefSeq and is a predicted model, not a curated record. The coding region runs from base 251 to 916 and encodes 221 amino acids. NCBI's taxonomy places the organism in Eukaryota, Viridiplantae, Streptophyta, Magnoliopsida, Lamiales, Oleaceae. Gene Ontology annotation, biological process: fatty acid catabolic process. Gene Ontology annotation, molecular function: 2,4-dienoyl-CoA reductase (NADPH) activity. The transcript has 4 exons.